Ilex paraguariensis (yerba mate) is the source of this 293-nucleotide messenger RNA. NCBI's taxonomy places the organism in Eukaryota, Viridiplantae, Streptophyta, Magnoliopsida, Aquifoliales, Aquifoliaceae. The record is from the annotation of a GenBank genome assembly.
AAGAAGAUGAUGAAGAGAUUCCUGAAGAACUAGCAGUUUGCAAAUUUUGCUUCAACAAAUUUGUCGAAGAAAACGUUCUCAAGACAAAAUGCAAUUGCAAAACUGGUCUUGCCCAUGACAAAUGUGCAUCUCACCACUUCAAUGAGCUAGGAAAUAACAUGUGUGAAGUCUGCGACCAAGAGGUUGAAACAACACCAGUAACUUUGCUUCGACGCCCAUUCUCUCCGGAGAAAGAGAAGCCAAAAAACAAGAAACAUUGCUUCGGAUUACGAAUGAAAAGGCCGGUUCGUUAA